AUGGCAACCGGCAAGACCGGGUCCUCCGACUCCCCCUACGACGAUCUGAUCUCCGAAAUCGCAUCUUAUGCGUACCAUUACAAUGUGCAAAGCGAAAGGGCAAUGCAACAGGCUCGUGUGGCUCUGCUCGAUGCUAUAGGCUGCGUGGUCGAAUGUCUGAAGACUAACCAAGAAUUUACCUCGAUGGUAGGCCCGGUGGUCCCAGGCACCUCCGUUCCCAAUGGAUUUAAACUCCCGGGGACAGCUUAUCAGCUGGACCCUGUGAAGGGUGCUUUUGAUAUGUCGUCAUUGACCCGCUAUCUCGACCACAACGAUGCCUUUCCUGGCGCCGAAUGGGGCCAUCCUUCAGACAAUCUGGGUGCCAUCUUGGCUGUUUCCGACUGGCAAUGCCGGACCCGCAAGUCUUCUCCAGGCACAACCCAUGGUGGACCACCCAUGACCAUGAAAACGGUCCUCACUGCCAUGACCAAGGCCUAUGAGAUUCAAGGCUGCUUUCAGAUAGCCAAUGCAUUCAAUAAAGUGGGACUUGAUCACACUAUUUUAGUGAAAAUAGCCUCCACAGCAGUUGUGGCAUGGCUGAUGGGUUUGACUGAAGCUGAAGCUGUUCGCGCACUUUCUCACGCGUGGAUCGACGGCCAUCCUUUACGGAUUUUCCGGCAGGCACCGAAUGCAGGCCCUCGGAAAGGAUGGGCGGCAGGGGAUGCCACCAUGAGGGCGGUUCAUCUCUGCUUCCUCAUGCGGGCCGGCCAACCGGGCAUCCCCACCGCGCUCACCGACCCAGAUUGGGGGUUUCAAAGAACCAGCUUUGGAGGCGCCGCUCUGCAGCUGCCACGCCCUUUCAAGAGCUGGGUUAUGGAAAAUGUGUUUUUCAAGUUGAUACCGGCUGAGGGUCACGGCAUCUCUGCCGUCGAGGCCGCCGUUCAGCUAUGUGCCGUCCUAUCCUCCAAGGGGCUCAAUGCUACUACUGAUAUCGCUCGCAUCAAAGUGCGCACGCACGAAGCGGCAUGCCGAAUUAUUGACAAGAGAGGCCCACUGUCCAACGCGGCCGACCGAGAUCACUGCAUGCGUUACAUGCUUGCCGUUGUCCUAUUGAAAGGCUCCAUCAUUGAGACUGCCGACUACAGCAACUCGAGUCCAUGGGCUCAGGAUCCACGCGUGGAAUCACUGCGGCAAAAGAUUGACAUGACUGAGGAUAAGCAGUUUACGCAUGAUUAUCAUUACGCCAAAAAGAAGAGCGCUGCCAGCGGUCUCACCAUCGAGCUGGUGGAUGGCUCCAUGUUGGACGAGGUCGUUGUCGAACACCCCUUGGGCCACCCAGGGAGACAGGAUACUAUUCCCGCUGUACAAAACAAGUUUCGACAAAACAUGCGCCUCAUGUUCCAGGACACUGAGAUCAAUCAUAUCAUCGAUGCGGUAGAGGAUGAUGCGAUGUUGAUUAGCGACUUCACGGAUCUCUUGGUGCGGCCUGAACCCGCCAAGCCUCAAGCCAAGUAA
This is a messenger RNA of Amorphotheca resinae ATCC 22711, 1494 nucleotides long. RefSeq lists its product as hypothetical. The record is from RefSeq and is a predicted model, not a curated record. The transcript has 2 exons. NCBI's taxonomy places the organism in Eukaryota, Fungi, Ascomycota, Leotiomycetes, Helotiales, Amorphothecaceae. The coding region runs from base 1 to 1494 and encodes 497 amino acids. Gene Ontology annotation, molecular function: 2 iron, 2 sulfur cluster binding; 2-methylcitrate dehydratase activity.